AUGUGCCACAAGUUUCUCAGUUAUAACCUACCUGUGGAGCUUGACAGCCUGAGGUCAUUGCUGGUGUCUACUCUAUCUCCAGCUGUAUUUUGUCAUAAUGUCUGUCAAGAAGGAAAUAUCUUACUUCUGGAAGGCCAAGAGAAUUCUCAAAAACAGAGGCUGAUGCUCAUUGACUUUGAAUACAGCAGUUACAAUUACAGGGGAUUUGAUAUUGGGAAUCACUUCUGUGAAUGGAUGUAUGCUUACUCCUAUGAAAAAUACCCAUUUUUCCAAGCAAACAUUCAGAAGUAUCCCACUCGGAAGCAACGGCUCCAUUUUAUUUCCAGUUACUUGACUACAUUCCAAAGUGACUUUAAAAACCUCAGCAAUGAAGAACAACCCGUUAUUAAAGAAAAAACGUUGAUUGAAGUCAACAGGUUUGCCCUUGCCUCCCAUUUCUUCUGGGGACUUUGGUCCAUUGUACAGGCCAAAAUUUCAUCCAUUAAAUUUGGCUACAUGGAAUAUGCCCAAGCCAGGUUUGAUACCUAUUUUGACCAGAAGAGGAAGCUUGCAGUGUGAGUGGGAAGCCUGUGCCCUUUACCACUGGACUGCGGGAGGCAGCUGU
Jaculus jaculus (lesser Egyptian jerboa) is the source of this 604-nucleotide messenger RNA. Its product is annotated as choline kinase alpha-like. Gene Ontology annotation, cellular component: cytoplasm. Lineage: Eukaryota; Metazoa; Chordata; Mammalia; Rodentia; Dipodidae. Gene Ontology annotation, biological process: phosphatidylethanolamine biosynthetic process; CDP-choline pathway. Bases 1 to 558 code for a protein of 185 amino acids. The record is from RefSeq and is a predicted model, not a curated record. Gene Ontology annotation, molecular function: ethanolamine kinase activity; choline kinase activity. The transcript has a single exon.